CUAUUUCGACAAACCAAUUCAUAAACCAGCUUUCUCAAAACCACCGCUUCUCUUACAUUUCUCUCUACUUCUCUUUCAUUCGUUAGUUAAUCGGCGCCGCCGUGUUUUGCUGCUUCUUUUCAACUUCUCUCUGUUCAUUGACUGUUGUUCUUAAAUGGAAAAAAGAAAGCAACUAUUUAACCUCUUGACUCAUCCAUUAUAAAACGAUAUCCACAAACCACACAUACCCAACAACCAUCUUCAUCAAUUAUCCUCUAUUUGAUUCUCCGAUUCCAUUACAUAUCAAUCGAACAUCAACUCAUAGUUCCAACAAAAUCCGGCAUGGAUUCACCUUCACCACCAACGACAGAACCGAAUUGGGAGUGUGUGGAUCACCCGCUGCAUGCAAUCGGCUUUGAGAUCGAUGAGUUAACGCCACACAAAGUCACCGGUCAUCUUCAGGUCACCGAGAAGUCUUGUCAGCCGUUUAAGGUGUUACACGGCGGAGUAUCCGCGUUAAUAGCAGAGUCCCUGGCGAGUAAGGGAGCAGUCCUAGCGUCGGGAUGGAAGAGAGUCGCCGGAGUACAGCUCAGCAUCAACCACCUCAAACGUGCUGACAUCGGUGAUCUUGUUUUUGCUGAGGCUACACCUCUCCACGUUGGCAAAACCAUUCAGGUAUGGGAGGUGAGGCUAUGGAAGAUUGAUCCUCAUAACUCAGAAAGUAGAUUGCUUAUAUCGUCAUCAAUGGUUACUGCUAUUCCAGAUAAUCUUAAAGAUGGUGUUGAAAAUUUCAAGAAGUAUGCUAAGUUAUAACUUAGAAGUUAUAAUCUCCUGUUUCACUUCCUUCAUACAAUGACUUGCAUACUAAAAAUGUAGAGUUAUUUGCAAAAAUGGGGCAGUUUUCAAAAAGGUUAGUAGAAAUGGGGCUGUUUUGAAUGUCUUUGUAGAAAUGGGGCCCCUGGCCCACUAAAUGAAUACGUAAAUAUAUAUUGAUCCUCA
Molecule: messenger RNA, 978 nt
Organism: Lactuca sativa (garden lettuce)
Lineage: Eukaryota; Viridiplantae; Streptophyta; Magnoliopsida; Asterales; Asteraceae
Product: 1,4-dihydroxy-2-naphthoyl-CoA thioesterase 1
Biological process (GO): phylloquinone biosynthetic process
Cellular component (GO): peroxisome
Molecular function (GO): 1,4-dihydroxy-2-naphthoyl-CoA thioesterase activity
Source: RefSeq, a predicted model, not a curated record